AUGGCUUUGCAGUGGAUGAUCCUGGCUUACGUGGUGGCAGCGGAGGUGGUCCUCGUCUCGCUGUUGACGAUCCCGGCGCCAAAGCUACUCAAGAACCAGCUGGUCUCUCUCGUGUCAUUAAUCCUCCAGCCGGCGAUGUUCAUCGUCCCAUUUGCCGGAUUCCAGCUCCUCGAUAUUUACUGGAAGAAUGAGCAUCGGUUGGUAUGCACGUCGGAGAUUUGCACCGCCACUGAGCGGGAUCGUUACGAGAAAACUAUGUACAAAUCUCAGAGGAAUGUAGUUCUUUGUGCUGCAGCUUGCAUGUUGUACUGGUGUCUUUAUCGUAUAUCCAAGUACCACAAGGAGAUCCAGAGGUUGGAGGAAGUGGAGAAGAGGGCCAAGGAGGAGUAG
Linum trigynum is the source of this 390-nucleotide messenger RNA. The record is from the annotation of a GenBank genome assembly. NCBI's taxonomy places the organism in Eukaryota, Viridiplantae, Streptophyta, Magnoliopsida, Malpighiales, Linaceae.